This is a messenger RNA of Physella acuta, 3715 nucleotides long. Its product is annotated as zinc finger protein 493-like. Gene Ontology annotation, cellular component: nucleus. The record is from RefSeq and is a predicted model, not a curated record. NCBI's taxonomy places the organism in Eukaryota, Metazoa, Mollusca, Gastropoda, Physidae. Gene Ontology annotation, molecular function: DNA-binding transcription factor activity, RNA polymerase II-specific; sequence-specific DNA binding. Gene Ontology annotation, biological process: regulation of transcription by RNA polymerase II.
CCACCCCUCUCCGGUCUCCGGGCAGGAAAAAGUCUGAAAGAAACACUGGUCGUAUUCAUACAAACUGAAGAUUUUUUGCAAUAAUUCAACAAUCUAAAGCUAUGCAAAACACAAAGGACACUAAUGGUAUAGUUUGGGAGAGCUCAUAUAUGGUUAAACAGGAAUUCAGUGAUGAAAUCAUUACAUCUAUGGACAUGAAAUCAGAUGAAAUAUCAGCUAUUUCAAGUUCAGAAGGAGUAAAAACAAAUACACUCUUUUCAAAUUCUGAAGAUAUAAAGCAAAAAUCAACACAAUUUUCAACUGUUAAAAACAAAUACUUGGAGGAAACAAUGCAAGUUUUAGCUUUAGAAGAUCAAAAUCUUGAAAAAACAAAGCCCUUUUUCAAUGUAGAAGAAACGAAACAAGAUAACCCAACAUCAUUUUCAUCUUCUGAAGACAUGAAACCAAAUAUAUCAACAGCAUUUUCAAUUUUUGAAGAUAUAAAACCUGAGAUAUUAACAAUGUCAUCUUUGGAGAGUGAGCAACAAAAUGGUUUCAAAGUGCAGCAACAACUUUCUUCCCCACCAGAUUCAACUGAUUGUAAUGAAAAUUUCGCAGUUUUAAAAUCAGAUCUUCAAAAUGAAUUAAAAGAACUCAAGUUACUUCAUACACAAUUAAUUGAUAAUCUCCCAACAGAAUAUCAGAUCAAUGAUCAGGGACUGAAGACAUACAAGUGUGAUAUGUGUUCUCAAAGAUUUUUCCAUUUUGAUCAUGUUAAGCAACACAUAAACAUUCACACAAGGGUGAAUCCAUAUGGUCAUGAUUUUGAUCAGCAAGAAGUUGCUAUGAUCAGUCAUGUUGAACAGUUUAACAAAAUGAACCUAGAACAGGUAUUCAAUAAGUCUAGUUUGUCUAAAAAGUUAACUACAACUACAAAGUCUAGUUUAUCCACACACACAAAUAUUCAUUCUGGAAUUAAGCCAUAUGAAUGUUAUGUGUGUCAUAAAAAAUUUACACAGAAAGGUCACUUUACAUAUCAUAAAAUGAUUCAUUCAGGAGAAAGACAGUAUGAAUGUGAUAUGUGUCAUAAAAAAUACCGUCUUAAAAAUCACUUAGCACAACAUUUAAUGAUACAUUCUGGAGACAGACCAUAUGAAUGUGAUGUGUGUCACAAAAAUUUUAGUAAUAAAGGUUAUUUUUCAAAACAUAAAAAGAUUCAUUCAGGAGAAAGACCUUAUGAAUGUGAUGUGUGUCAUAAAAAAUUUAUACAGAAAGGUCACUUUACACACCAUAAAAUGAUUCAUUCAGGUGAAAGACAGUAUGAAUGUGAUAUGUGUCAUAAAAAAUUUAAUAGGAAAAGUAAUUUAUCAGACCAUACAAUGAUUCAUUUAGGAGAAAAACCAUUUGAAUGUGAUGUGUGUCACAAAAAAUUAAGUCGUAAAGGCCAUUUUUUAAAACAUAGAAUGAUUCAUUCAGGAGAAAAACCACAUGAAUGUGAUGUGUGUCAUAAAAAAUUUACACAGAAAGGUCACUUUACACACCAUAAAAUGAUUCAUUCAGGAGAAAGACAGUAUGAAUGUGAUAUGUGUCAUAAAAAAUAUCGUCUUAGAAAUCAAUUAGCACAACAUCUAAUGAUACAUUCUGGAGACAGACCAUAUGAAUGUGAUGUGUGUCACAAAAAUUUUAAUAAUAAAGGUUUUUUGUCAAAACAUAAAAAGAUUCAUUCAGGAGAAAAACCUUAUGAAUGUGAUGUGUGUCAUAGAAAAUUUCAUAGGAAAAGUAAUUUAUCAGACCAUUUAAUGAUUCAUUUAGGAGAAAAACCACAUGAAUGCGAGGUGUGUCACAAAAAAUUAAGACGUAAAGGCCAUUUUUUAAAACAUAAAAUGAUUCAUUCAGGAGAAAAACCACAGUAUGAAUGUGAUAUGUGUCAUAAAAAAUAUAGUCUUAAAAAUCACUUAGCACAACAUGUAAUGAUACAUUCUGGAGACAGACCAUAUGAAUGUGAUGUGUGUCACAAAAAUUUUAGUAAUAAACGUUAUUUUUCAAAACAUAAAAAGAUUCAUUCAGGAGAAAGACCUUAUGAAUGUGAUGUGUGUCAUAAAAAAUUUACACAGAAAGGUCACUUUACACACCAUAAAAUGAUUCAUUCAGGUGAAAGACAGUAUGAAUGUGAUGUGUGUCAUAAAAAAUUUACACAGAAAGGUAAUUUAUCAUCCCAUAUAAUGAUUCAUUUAGGAGAAAGAUCAUUUGAAUGUGAUGUGUGUCACAAAAAAUUAAGUCGUAAAGACAAUUUUUUAUUACAUAAAAUGAUUCAUUCAGGAGAAAAACCACAUGAAUGUGAUGUGUGUCAUAAAAAAUAUCGUCUUAAAUAUGAGUUAACAAGACAUAAAAAGAUUCAUUCAGGAGAAAGACCAUAUGAAUGUGAUGUGUGUCUCAAGAAAUUUAGUUAUCAAAGUUGUUUAUCAGAACAUAAAAUGAUUCAUUCAGAAGAAAGACUAUAUGAAUGUGAUGUAUGUCAUAAAAAGUUUGCUAGGAAGAGUAAUUUAUCUAUACAUAAAAUAAAUAUUCAUUCUAGUCUCAAGCCACAUGAAUGUGAUGUUUGUCAUAAAAGUUUCGCCCUUAAAUCUAUUUUAUCUACACAUAAAAAUAUUCAUUUACCAGAAAGACCAUAUGAAUGUGAUGUUUGUAAUAAAAAAUUUAAUCAUAAAGGUCAUUUAUCAGAUCAUAUAAUGAUUCAUUCAGGAGUCAGACCUUAUGAAUGUGAUGUAUGUCAUAAAAAGUUUGCUAUGAAGAGUCAUUUAUCUAGACAUAAAAUAACUAUCCAUUCUAGUCUCAAGCCACAUGAAUGUGAUGUUUGUCAUAAAAGUUUUGCCCUUAAAUCUGCAUUAUCUAUACAUAAAAAUAUUCAUUUACCAGAGAGACCAUAUGAAUGUGAUGUGUGUCAUAAAAAGUUUGCUCAUAAGUCUAGUUUAUCUACACAUACAAAAUUUCACUCAGGACUUAAGCCAUAAAAUUCUCUUUUACAAGGAUAUAUAUAGAACAUUAUUGCUUUUAGCACUAAUACCACUCUGUGGAGGAAGAAAACACACCUGUAAUUUUGUCAUACAGGAUACAAUCCUCAUUGUAUUAUUUGUCAUACAAAUUAAUAAUGUUUAAAAUGUUAUGUAGACAUUUCAUUUUGAAGAUAAGUAAUAUGAAUAUUUGUAACUAAUGAUUUUAAAUUGUGUGCAGCUAUGUUGUCAACAUGAAAUUCAUGUUCAAACAAGGUUAAAAAAGUUAAUUAAAAAUUAUUUAACACAUUAAUUUUUAAAUAUUCACACAAAGAAAGAAACACUUCAAGGAAAGAAUGGAUUUCAUGAAUCACCAUAGCACAUUUAUUAUCUUUUACUAGGUGUUUUGGCUAGCUUUGUUCAGGUUUUUUUUUUUGGGAAAAAAUGAUGCCUAAAUUCUUACCCUUUACAUUACCCAUACAAUAAUACCAACCACUAAUUAACACCAACAUUUGAAAUGCACAAUUACUAUUUGAAUCAUUGAAGUAAUAUUUACUCAUUUUCUAUAUUGAAUAUUCCAUUUUAUGUAAUUCUAAAUUUUGUAUAAAUAAUUAUAUAUUCCAUUAAGCUAAUCAUAAUUAUGAUAAUUGGAUUGAGCAACAAAAUGUAUUAAUUAAGGUAGCUGAAAAUGAUUAAAGUUUUAAGACAGAAGAUACAAUUUAUUAUUAUGAUUAUUAGCCUUUGUG